AAAGCAGGAAAUGUAAAAAUCAGUCGAUUCUUCUUCGCAAAGAAAAGCAAACCCAGUAGCACAAAAAAGAGCAACGAAACAUCAAAUAUUCUCUCGAAAUAAAGUAUUGCAGAAGUGUUGGAGAGAUAAGACCAUCAAAUACGCAGACAAAGAAAAUACAAAUACAAAAGAAAAACAAUUGUGUUAUAUUUGUUUUUGGAAUAUUGCCCUAGAAAUCAACACACAAAAAACGCAACGUAAAACAAAUAAAUAUUAUUCAUCACAUUGCUAGUGUUAAAUUCAAAAUGCAAAGCGCUGAUGUAGAAGCCUUGAACGCAGUAGGCAAGGAAUUGGAUCGUGUUAUAUAUAAAUUGAAAGAUAUACGUGAAAAUGCUGCAGCCGAAAUCGCUGAUGUCGCUACACUGUUGGAAGAGUUGAUGAAAGUGCUAAACAAGGCAGAACAAGAAAUGUCUGGCACAAUAAAUACAAGUACCCAAGUAGAUGCACCCUCCGAUGUAGAUGAUCCAAUGGCCGAUGAAGCUGAUAUGCAAGUUGAAAUGGAACCCGCAAAACCACGACUUAAUGACUGUCAAGUCAAACAUGUGCUGGAUACACUACAGAAAGCUAACGAAAAGUUGCAACGAAUAUCAGCAGAGCAUCGUGAUUUACACGGCGCCGUCUCCAAAGUAGGCAAAGUAAUUGAUCGCAAUUUCGUAUCGGACUUCACUGCUACCACGCGUGUUGAUGCGCUACAAGAUGAAGAGAAUCUGAUGUUGUUAAAUAAAGUAAUGGCGAAGCAUUACUGCCGCCAAGGCAUGGACGAUGUAGCACGUUUGUUAAUAAAGGAAUCGGGCAUGCCCGAAGAGAUGGCACAAGAAGUGUUUGAUUCAGAGAGUAGCUUUGCUGAGAUUUAUCGCAUUUGGAAAGGUAUACAACAACAGGAGUUGGGACCGGCAUUAGAGUGGGCAACUCGCUAUUCCGAGGAAUUAAUUGCCAAAAAUUCAACACUCGAAUUCAAAUUACACCGUUUAGCAUUUCUGCAAAUAAUGUCGCGUGGCAUUAGCGCACAAGCCGAGGCGAUUGCCUAUGCACGCAAGAAUUUCGGCAAAUUUAUCGAUCGUUUUGAACACGAAAUACCAAACUUAAUGGGUUGCUUCAUAUACUUGCCCAUGGGCAUAGAUAAUUCGCCGUAUAAACAUUUGAUCUCGCCACAAGUGUGGAUGGAGGCAUCAUAUGUCUUCAUGAAGGAUGCUUGUCACACUUUGGGUAUUAGCAAAAAUUCGGCUUUAUCAGUAGUUAUUAAUGCGGGUUGUACAGCGUUGCCGGCAUUGCUUAAUAUUAAGCAGGUUAUGCAGUCACGUCAAGUUUUAAGCAUUUGGAAUGCGCGCGAUGAGUUGCCAAUCGAAAUUGAUCUUGAUCCCGAGUACCGUUACCACUCAAUUUUCGCUUGUCCCAUAUUACGUCAGCAGACCACGGAGGAUAAUCCGCCGAAGAAAUUAACUUGCGGUCAUGUUAUCUCCAAUGACGCAUUGCAUAAGCUUAGUAAUGGUCACAUACUCAAAUGUCCCUACUGCCCCGUUGAACAGAAUGCCGAUGAUGCUGUACGAAUCUACUUUUAAAAAUACGCGUUUAAUUACACAUUUUACACAAAUUCACUUGUUUUCGCCCGAAAUCAUUAAUUAAAAUCAUUAUAUUUAGCGUUAAAUCAUUAUACGAAAAUGUGUUUGUGUGUGUAGUUAUAGUAGAAAUGUAAAAUAAGUAACAGAGCACUGUUGCAAAUCGCUUGCGAAGGCAGAAUACAUGAAAUUUAGUUAUUUAAGUGAUCGUAACUACGGUAUUUUCAUGAAGUAAAAAAUUAUACUUUUUUGAGAUUAAAAAAACUUGAAAACCCA
Bactrocera tryoni is the source of this 1871-nucleotide messenger RNA. It is a transcript of the gene Sou, whose product is annotated as E3 ubiquitin-protein ligase RMND5A. The transcript is spliced from 4 exons. Gene Ontology annotation, cellular component: GID complex; cytoplasm; nucleus. Gene Ontology annotation, biological process: proteasome-mediated ubiquitin-dependent protein catabolic process. The record is from RefSeq and is a predicted model, not a curated record. Gene Ontology annotation, molecular function: ubiquitin protein ligase activity; protein binding. The coding region runs from base 285 to 1598 and encodes 437 amino acids. Lineage: Eukaryota; Metazoa; Arthropoda; Insecta; Diptera; Tephritidae.